UUGGCUUCCUGACAGCUGUGGCUGGUUGGAUCAACGGUGGCCAGAGGAGAGAGAAGGCCCCAGACAGGCUCCAGAGGUCUCUGAGGGGCCGUGAAUAAAACAAGAUGAGGCGCUUCCUGCGGUCGGGCCCUGACCCCGAGCGGGAGAGACUGAAGCGGGACCUAUUCCAGUUCAACAAGACCGUGGAGCAUGGCUUCCCACACCAGCCCAGCGCCCUCGGCUACAGUGCCUCCCUGCGCAUGCUGGCCAUCGGCACCCGCUCCGGGGCCAUCAAACUCUACGGCGCCCCCGGAGUGGAGUUCAUGGGGCUGCACCGGGAGAACAACGCCGUCGUCCAGGUCCACUUCUUGCCUGACCAGUGCCGCCUGGUCACACUGCUGGACGACAACAGCCUGCAUCUCUGGAGCCUGAAGGUCAAGGGCGGGGUGUCGGAACUGCAGGAGGAAGAGAGCUUCACGCUGCGCGGCCCCCCAGGGUCUGCCCCCAGCGCCACACAGAUCACCGUGAUCCUGCCCCAUUCCUGCCGCGAGCUUCUCUACCUGGGCACCGAGAGCGGCAGCGUGUUUGUGGUACAGCUGCCAGCCUUCCGCAUGCUGGAGGACAGGACCCUGAGCUCGGAUGCCGUGCUGCAGCGGUUGCCAGAGGAGGCCAGGCACCGGCGGGUCUUUGAGAUGGUGGAAGCCCUGCAGGAGCACCCCCGAGACCCCAACCAGAUCUUGAUCGGCUACAGCCGGGGCCUCGUGGUGGUCUGGGACCUGCGGACGGGCGGGGUGGUCCACCAUUUCCUCAGCAGCCAGCAGCUGGAGGGCGUCUGCUGGCAGCGCGACGGCCAGCUGAUGGUCAGCUGCCAUUCUGACGGCAGCUAUUGCCAGUGGCCCGUGGCCGGCGACACCCAACAACUGGAGCCCCUGCCCAGCUGCGUGCCUUACGGUCCCUUUCCCUGCAAAGCUAUUACCAAAAUCUUCUGGCUGACCACCAGGAAGGGGCUGCCCUUCACCAUCUUCCAGGGCGGCAUGCCCCGGGCCAGCUACGGGGACCGCCACUGCAUCUCCGUGGUCCACGGCAGCCAGCAGACGGCUUUCGACUUCACCUCCCGGGUCAUCGACUUCAUGGUCCUGGCUGAGGCCGACUCUGCGGCCGCCUCUGAUGACCCCUACGCCCUGCUGGUGCUGGCCGAGGAGGAGCUGGUGGUGAUCGACCUGACGGCGGCCGGCUGGCCCCCUGUGCAGCCGCCCUACCUGGCCUCCCUGCACUGCUCGGCCAUCACCUGCUCCCACCACGUCUCCAACAUCCCCCUGAAGCUGUGGGAGCGAGUCAUUGCUGCCGGCAGCAAGCAGAGCACGCACUUCUCCAGCAUGGAGUGGCCUAUUGAUGGGGGUACAAGCCUGGCCCCGGACCCCCCUCAGAGAGACCUGCUGCUCACUGGGCACGAGGACGGCACCGUGCGCUUCUGGGAUGCCUCGGGCGUCUGCCUGCGGCUGCUUUACAAGCUCAGCACCGUCCGCGUCUUCCUCACCGACUCGGACCCCAGCGACAGCCUCCACGCCCAAGGCGAGGAGGAGUGGCCCCCACUCCGCAAGGUGGGCUCCUUCGACCCCUACAGCGACGACCCCCGACUGGGCAUCCAAAAGAUUUUCCUCUGCAAAUACAGUGGCUACCUGGCUGUGGCGGGCACGGCCGGGCAGGUACUGGUGCUGGAGCUGAACGACGAGGAGGCCGAGCACGCGGUGGUGCAGGUGGAGGCCGACCUGCUGCAGGACCAGGAGGGCUACCGCUGGAAGGGGCACGAGCGGCUGUGUGCCCGCCCGGGCCCGGUGCGCUUUGAGCCUGGCUUCCAGCCCUUCGUGCUGGUGCAGUGCCAGCCGCCAGCCGUGGUCACCUCGCUGGCCCUGCACUCCGAGUGGCGCCUUGUGGCCUUCGGCACCAGCCACGGCUUCGGCCUCUUUGACCACCAGCAACGGCGGCAGGUCUUUGUCAAGUGCACGCUGCAUCCCAGUGACCAGCUGGCCUUGGAGGGCCCCCUGUCCAGAGUCAAGUCCCUGAAGAAGUCCCUGCGCCAGUCCUUCCGCCGGAUGCGCCGGAGCAGGGUAUCCAGCCGGAAGCGGAGGCCAAUGGGUCACCCAGGAGAGGUGCCGGAGGCCAGCGCCAAAGUGGAGCGGGCCGGCCUGCAGAGCGUGGAGCUGGCGCCUGUGCAGCGCAAGAUCGAGGCGCGCUCGGCCGAGGACUCCUUCACUGGCUUCGUCCGCACGCUCUACUUUGCUGACACCUACCUGAGGGACAGCUCCCGCCACUGCCCCUCGCUGUGGGCUGGUACCAACGGCGGCACUGUCUACGCUUUCUCCCUGCGCGUGCCCCCUGCUGAGCGGAGAAUGGACGAGCCUGUGCGGGCAGAGCAGGCCAAGGAGAUUCAGCUGAUGCACCGUGCACCUGUGGUGGGCAUCUUGGUGCUGGAUGGGCACAGUGUGCCCCUCCCGGAGCCGCUGGAGGUGGCCCACGACCUGUCCAAGAGCCCGGACAUGCAGGGAAGCCACCAGCUACUGGUCAUCUCUGAGGAGCAGUUCAAGGUGUUUACACUGCCCAAGGUCAGUGCCAAGCUAAAGCUGAAGCUGACGGCGUUGGAGGGCUCUCGGGUGCGGCGGGCCAGCGUGGCGCACUUCAGCAGCUGUCGGACAGAGGACUAUGGGGAGCACCACCUGACCGUCCUUACCAACCUGGGCGAUGUCCAAGUGGUCUCCCUGCCCCUGCUCAAGCCCCAGGUGCGCUUCAGCUGCAUCCGCCGCGAGGACGUCAGCGGCAUCGCCUCCUGCGUCUUCACCAAAUACGGACAAGGUUUCUACCUGAUCUCCCCCUCGGAGUUUGAGCGCUUCUCUCUCUCCACCAAGUGGCUAGUUGAGCCCCGCUGCUUGGUGCAAUCAGUGGAGACCAAGGGCCACCGCAGGCCUCACAACGGGGCGGGCCCUGAGAAGGCCGAGGUCCGACCCAGGAAUUCGGAGAGCCGGAGUGCUGUAGAGGAGAGGACGAGGGGUCCCACCAUGCAGCACGCCCUGCUGAACGAUGAGAGAGUGCUGAAGGAGGUCCAGAGUACACUGGAGGGAGACCGAGGGAGCUGUGGGGACUGGCGCUCUCAGAGAGUGGUGGGCUACAGCCUCAGCAAUGGAGGAGCAGAGUGAGCGGCCAGCCCCCGUGCUCCAUGACCACACACUACUGAGGCCCACCCUGGGGCACUGCCCCAACCGACAGGCCGAGGACUGGACCUUGAGGGGCACCAGGCCCCACCCAGCUGCUGCUCCUGACCUCGGGAGACCAGAAAACCCAGGCCGGGGUCGCCCCUCCCAGCCUGUUGUCAAUGUUGCACAGUUUUAUCCCCUUUUUGUAGUGGGCUGGGUUUUAAAUUAUAUGAUUUAACUGCCUCUAGGUGAAAACAGAGUUUUUAAUAAACACCUCAUUACCUCUUCA
Echinops telfairi (small Madagascar hedgehog) is the source of this 3456-nucleotide messenger RNA. It is a transcript of the gene LLGL2, whose product is annotated as LLGL scribble cell polarity complex component 2. Gene Ontology annotation, molecular function: myosin II binding; GTPase activator activity. NCBI's taxonomy places the organism in Eukaryota, Metazoa, Chordata, Mammalia, Afrosoricida, Tenrecidae. The record is from RefSeq and is a predicted model, not a curated record. The coding region runs from base 105 to 3170 and encodes 1021 amino acids. Gene Ontology annotation, cellular component: cortical actin cytoskeleton; cytoplasm; plasma membrane. Gene Ontology annotation, biological process: establishment of spindle orientation; regulation of protein secretion; cortical actin cytoskeleton organization. The transcript has 26 exons.